Messenger RNA from Protopolystoma xenopodis, 492 nucleotides. Lineage: Eukaryota; Metazoa; Platyhelminthes; Monogenea; Polystomatidea; Polystomatidae. The record is from the annotation of a GenBank genome assembly.
CCUUAUACUGGCAAUAAUACUACUGCUGCUUCUACUGGCAAUAAUACUGCUGCUGCUUCUACUGGCAAUAAUACUAAUGGUACUUUUACUAGCAAUAAUACUACUGGUGCUUAUACUGGCAACAAUACUACUGCUGCUUCUACUGGCAAUAAUACUACUGGUGCUUCUACUGGCAAUAAUACUACUGGUGAUUCUACUGGCAAUAAUACUAAUUGUACUUUUACUAGCAAUAAUACUACUGGUGCUUCUACUGGCAAUAAUACUACUCGUGCUUCUACUGGCAAUAAUACUACUGGUGCUUCUACUGGCAAUAAUACUACUGGUGAUUCUACUGACAAUAAUACUGGUGUCAUGUCAACCAGACGUAAUGGGGAGGUGAGGAGGAGGCGUUGCAUCAGGCGAGAGGUGUGCAUCGCAGGCAACGGGACAAAAGUGAACCCUGGCCUGUCGGGGAGGGUGGAUCGGCAGGGUAGUGACGACCGGCCGACCUGA